Messenger RNA from Aspergillus luchuensis, 1506 nucleotides. Its product is annotated as FAD-binding oxidoreductase. Bases 1 to 1506 code for a protein of 501 amino acids. The record is from RefSeq and is a predicted model, not a curated record. NCBI's taxonomy places the organism in Eukaryota, Fungi, Ascomycota, Eurotiomycetes, Eurotiales, Aspergillaceae. Gene Ontology annotation, molecular function: FAD binding. The transcript has 2 exons.
AUGAAGGAGAUCGUGGAACCCACCGACUGGAAAUCCGACCCAUGUACACUUCGAAGGGAGGCACCGUCUCUCCGUCAACUGGCCCUUGAUUCCCCCGACACCCUCAUAGUCACACCUUCCAAUCAAUUCUACGCAUUCAUUCGCCAAGAGUACAAUGAGUACAACCGUCAGACUGAGCCACUGGCCAUCGUCUUGCCGAGGAGCAUCGACCAGCUACGACAGGCAGUAGUCUACUGUUCGGGUCAUAUGCCCCCGAUUCCUAUGACGAUUCGAGGCGGUGGACAUGACCCCUACGGACGCACCGUUGAGCCCAGCGCUGCUCAGAUUGAUCUCAGGUAUUUCAAAUGGAUUAACAUCCUCGAGAGCAAGCCUUCUUCUUCGACCGCAACGGAGAAAGCUGUCGCGGUUGGGCCGGGAAUCACGGCUAUCGAGAUGCAUCGAGCGCUAGAUGGCGCCGGGCUCAGCGCAGCGACGGGCUGGGCGGGCAGUGUUGGCGUGGUAGGAUGGUCCUGCGGCGGAGGUUACGGCCUAUCCUCGGGGGCAUGGGGGAUGGGCGUGGACAACAUCCUAGGUGCGAAGGUAAUGCAAGCUGAUGGGCGCAUCCGUGACACGCGAGAUGAUCCGGAUCUCUUGUGGGCCAUGCGUGGCGCUGGGCAGGGAAACUAUGGCAUUAUAGUUGAACUGCGAAUCCGAGUCCGUCCCAAACCUCGAUAUAUUGCUGGAACUCUGGUCUUUUCUCUGCAGCAUGCUGUCAAAGUUCUCUCGGGCUUCCAGGCCCUGCUGGACGAAGGACUCCCGACUAACUUUGGCGGAGAGAUGACCAUCAACACGACCGACGCACUCGGCCCAGCCAUCAACCUAUAUUUCACUUGGAUAUGCGACAGCCACUCCGAUGCUCAUGUGGCUGACGGAAUGAACUUCAAGGAAAAGCUUUUGUGGCGACUUCAAUUGGCUCCCUUAGUGGACACAGUUAGCGAGACAUCGACCCUUGCUUUUCACGAGACACUCAAUCAGGGCAUUGCCGACUCCCAGCAUGGCUACUGGGAUAUGGCAUCUCUGACCCUGGCCCGUCUCACUCCGGAAGUGAUUGGAGUCAUCAUGCGGAAUCCAGCGCCCACUGGCGGCGCAUCGGCCAUACUCGUGCACCACAUCCACGGUCGCGCCGUACAGCCUGAUGACACGGCUUCCUGGAGUCAUCGUCGUGAACAUUAUGUUGUUUCGCCAUGCGCCAUUGCACCGCUGGACGCAUCUCCACGCCAGAAGCAAGUCACAAGGGAAUGGACGCAAGUUAUCUAUAGGGAGAUGUUGCAAACUGGCCAGGCUCUUCGAAAGGGUUACUGGAGCAUGUCGCGGCCAGAGAACUGCGACGCUAUUGAUUUUUAUGGCAUCGACACGGUCAAAAGGUUAACGAAGUUGAAACAGAAGCUGGAUCCAUCAAACGUAUUUCCAUUUGGCUUACCUCGUUUCAACGCAAAGGAGUCGCAGGAUGAGAGGGCUCAUAUAUAA